Messenger RNA from Xylaria bambusicola, 841 nucleotides. RefSeq lists its product as uncharacterized. Lineage: Eukaryota; Fungi; Ascomycota; Sordariomycetes; Xylariales; Xylariaceae. The transcript has 2 exons. The record is from RefSeq and is a predicted model, not a curated record. Bases 126 to 686 code for a protein of 186 amino acids. Gene Ontology annotation, biological process: chromosome segregation. Gene Ontology annotation, cellular component: kinetochore; Mis6-Sim4 complex.
UUACGUAAAUAAGGUCUCUCUCUCUCUCUUCCUAUCAUUCAAGUUCCAUACCUAAGAUAACUAUACAUACUUGAGAGUGCAAUAUUCCGUAGAUUCGCUCAUCUCUCAAUUGGUUUGUCUUGAAUAUGGCGCCAACGGAAGCCACAAUUCUACACAACUAUCUCCUCCUACCUUCUCGCUUACCAAGCAUCAUAUCCCUUCAAGAGUUCAUUGCGUUAUUCCCAAAGUCGCAACAAUCUUCACCGCAGGUUCGCGCGUUAUAUCGAGACCUUCAGCAACAACGAAAUGCAGUGGUCGACACCGUUUCGGCCAAUAUUGACGCUGAAGUCAAACAGGCCAAGGCGCUCCGCCGUACAAUAAUCAGAACGAAGAGAGAAAGCGAAGUUGAGGAGCAAGAUGACGAAAUCGAGAUCGAAAGGGCAUUGUUCGGCUCUACCUCGACCACGAUUGCCCCCAAGCAACACUCUCUCCAAAGCAUAAUACCUGAACUUGACAGUGCCAUAGAUGACAUUGAAAGUGACCUGCGAAAGUUAGAAGAUGAGGAAUCAACCCUUCUCGAAUCUAUCCGACAAAGUGCAGGGAACAUGAGCGACCUGCGAUACGGCCGACUGUCCAACACCAACCUGGCCGCCGAGGUCAUAGACGGACUCCACAGUAUACAAGAGACAUGUAAACAGAAGACAUGACCCAGGAUUGGAACAUGAAGAGUUCAUUACAACUAUUAGGAUUGAUUUACGCAACUAUUGUCCGAUUGUUCCGAUGCGCCGCCUUCCCCACUUCCCAUUCGAUUGUUGCUAUUGAAUUUGGGUACGCCCACCCGAGUACCAGAUUGCUUCACGCU